GCGCUUUUAUUUUGAAAAACCAUGACACGGCGGAAGUAAACAAUAAUCACGUUACAACCCGGAAGUGCUGUCUUUGGGUGAUUAACGUGUGAAAAGAGCAGAAUGAUCCGUUUCUCCAGUGAAGACGCGUUAAUGGAGAAUCUGCUCGCCCCGUCAGGCCUCUGCUAGUCUCCCCCGUGUGUGAAGCUCCGGAGCCAGAGGCGGUCCAGUGUGAGCAGCGACGCCCCGAUGCCCGCGUCCCCGACGGAGACAAACCAGCUCUCUGUGUUUACACCCCGGUGGAGAGCGGCCGUGUCCCCGCAGUGUGUCGUUAGCUAACCGAGCGGCCGCGACUCUUCUCCAGGCGAGGACGGAAAAAAAACAACAUGGCUGAACUGCACGUCGUGGAACCGAGCGGAACUGGCACCAUAGGGCAGCCCGAGCACCGCGGCUCCGUGCGCCUGGCUUCGCCCACUCUCAUGGUUCCUCAGCGGGGCAGCCAGCUCAGCCCCGGCCCGGUGUCCAGCGGCGGCGGCAGCGGAGGAGGAGGAGGAGGACGGUCGGUGUUUGGGUUCCCGGGGAAGAGCAACCCCGUCUCCCCGUCCGAGCCGGCGGACAAGCCGGGAUCACGAUGGGUCCGGCUCAACGUCGGUGGGACUUACUUCAUCACGACCAAACAGACGCUGUGCAGGGACCCGAAGUCCUUCCUGUUCCGUCUGUGUCAGGAGGACCCAGACCUGGACUCGGACAAAGACGACACAGGAGCCUACCUGAUCGACAGGGACCCCACAUACUUUGGUCCCAUCCUGAAUUACCUUCGACACGGAAAACUGAUCAUGGAUAAAAACUUGGCAGAGGAAGGAGUUCUGGAGGAAGCAGAGUUCUACAACAUCGCGUCACUGGUGAGGCUCGUUAAAGAGAGGAUACGGGACAACGAGAACCGGACAUCUCAGGGUCCCGUGAAGCAUGUGUACCGAGUACUACAGUGCCAAGAGGAGGAACUCACACAGAUGGUCUCAACCAUGUCGGACGGUUGGAAGUUUGAGCAGCUCAUAAGUAUCGGCUCCUCAUAUAACUACGGCAACGAGGACCAAGCAGAGUUUCUAUGUGUAGUUUCCCGGGAACUCAACAACUCCACCAACGGCAUCGUCAUCGAGCCCACCGAGAAGGCCAAGAUCCUGCAGGAGCGAGGCUCGCGGAUGUGAAGAGAGAAAGAAUACUUUAUCAACAAAAACAAACAUAAACCUUUUCUCCAUGAGUUAACCCCCCCACCCACCACCACCACCUCCUUUCUGCCAUCACUAACAUCCCCCUCCACCCACCCCCACCCUCCUCUGGUGUGCCUUUCCACAGCGGGGGCCCCUGACGCCUGCCCUCUCCUGCAGUGCUGCAUCUCGACCCUGACCUGUCUUGUCAUUUCUUCUCCUCCAUCGCCGGCCGUGGAGCCCGUGAGGAGGAGUCUAAACGAGAUUUCAUGUGAGCAGUUGUCCUCAUAGCAGCUUUUUGAUGGUCAGUGUCGCGGCGGCGCAGGCUAAGGUGCUGAAUGUAGCCUCUUGUUGUUGUGAGUGGAUGGAGGCCCAGCACAGAGCUACUACUCAUCAUCAUCUUCAUCGAUACUCGCAUCCACAUCAUCACCGUCGAGACAGGAAGCUCGCUCGCUCUGAUACAUUUGGCUCCGUCGACUACGCAGAAACCUCCUCAGGACUCUCAAAGGACAUAAAGGAAUGAACACAACUCCACUGACUGAGCCUCCCUCUUACCCUGAAUCUGUUAACGGAGCAGAAAUCGACCCGCCCGCUGUCUCCCAGACUCCUCGGCUGACGUCCGAGGCGAAUCACGGCACAACAAACCGAGCCAGGUGGUCCAGAGGUGCAGGACAAGACAGAGCCGUUGCAGGCAGCACGACGCGGAGUCCGAUCGCUCUGUUUGCCCGGUGCAGCAUUUCCUCUACAUUGUCGAGUCUUUGGAAACAGCUGAGACGAGUGACAGAUUUUCAUCUUUCAGGUGCCCUGUCUUGAAUCGAGUCACAGCACCUUGCUCCUCCUGUUUCCUGUCUUUAGGCUCGAUUUGAUCUUUUCCCACGGGGAGUAAAGUUUGGGAAAUUUUAGCGCAAAGCAAAAACGAAGACUCAAAAAGACUUCACCUGUGUACAAUCUGUCAAGGCAUGUGAGGAAUCUAUAUAAAUCUAUAUAGGCUACAUGAUGAAAUUAUAUGAAAAAUUGAAUGCAAAUGGUGUAAUUAUUGGUUUCUGUAUCAUAGUUGUUACAUAUUUACAUAUUCUGGUGGGUGAGUUUAUCUAAACGGUGGAGAAAAUAUCUGUUUCCCUGGAGGUUUCGCAGCCGCUCACAUGUGUGUGAGCACGUGUAUGCAGUGCCUCUCUGCUUUCUGUCCACGACUGAAAUAUCACACGUUUUUCUGCUGCACGUUUUCUGUAGUGUUCCUCAAAAAACAAUUGUCACCACGUUCUCUCUUAAAUAUCCUAAGUUGAUCUCUUGCAUAUCUUAAAAUUGUAAUUAGGGACAAGGAAAACUACUUCCUGUUGCUGCCAUUUGUCCUGACAAGCGCGGCGUGGCAGGGAAUCGGACAGUGGCCAGUCAUGCUGCCUCAAAACCCUGAGGCACCCGACUCUCCCCGGCCCGUAGCUCACGCUCAUAUUCAGUCACUUUGUAUCCGCCUCUGUUGCCGCUCCUCACCUCCGCACCCGGGCGACUGUGUUGUCUUACGUUCUGCAGCACUUGUAGCAACUGUGGCGAAAGCUGAAUUGUUUGUGCUUACGGCCCCGAGAUGCCUGAGUUCACUCAGUCACAGAGAUGUAUGUUCUGUCAGCGAACCUGUCAGAUUGGACGCGUUGGUCCUGGUUUCGGAGGGAAGCCUUUAUUUCAGACGUCAUGUGAUUUCUCUCUGCCAGCACGUGGGUACUAACGUGGCUAAAGAACAUUUCUCUUGAAAUACACUUUGCAUUCAUUUGCCAUGUGAUGAUGCUGCUUUUAAGACUCGUAACAACAUUGGACCAAAAUGCAAAUACAGCGCACAGCAUCCUGGUUCUAACCCUGAUUGUGAAAAUGAAUCGUUAUCAGGACGAAUAUAUACAAAUAUGUUUUCAAUUUAAAGUUCAACAGCAUUAAUGAGGUUUAUGCAAGAUUCAAAUUUAGCUUCAGAUGUGUAGUUACCAAAACUGGGCUGAAAGAAACUAGAGCUGGAGCACUGGAGACGUCUCCUUGACUUUGUUUUUCGACAAAUGAAUCUGUUGAUCAGUAAAAUAAUCACCGUGUUAGUUUGGAAUGAAGAUAAUCAGAAUCAACCAAACUAUGUCUGCACCGAAAGGUUAUUUUCGUUUUUCAAUAAUGAAUUGCUCAUUCUAUGAAAGAACAAACGAUCUCCGCCUCUCUGAAACCGAGGUGAUGUCUUCAGAUGUCUCGUUUGUCCAUCAAUGACUAAAAAUGUUAAAUUAAUAUUAAAUGUGAGUUUCCUGUUGUUACUGGUGUAAGUGCAGCCGUGUUACACGAGCAGCUCAAUGCAACGUUUGAGUCAUAUUCACACAUAUCGUGCAGACUGGACUUUUUAUCAGUGCACCUUUUCGUCUGAGGGGCGUCCAGUCCUCGUGUGGCCGACACCGAUCACUUUGAUACGCCCCCUUUUGUAUGAAGAGCAUAUUUGAUGCGGUUGUGUUAUAUCAAGCAUGGACAAGAAGAAUGCGUUUAAUGGGGAAGUGUUUUUCGUCAUGCUCUGUCAGCCCUCGGAGCUCGAACUUUGAUGUGACUUCUUCUUUCUUGUUUUAUUUUUUCACUCCCCCUCUCGAGUGUGUGUCGUGCAGUUUUCUUCUUCUUCUUCUCCGAUCAGAGUCGUGUGCAGACUGCGUGUUCUGUGGAAAAUGCCCGACCGUCUCAUCGAGGAGCACUUUUUUUUCUCCCUGGUGUUUUUCCUCUCUGGGCCUUUUGCAAAGCACCUUGGGUGUUGUUUCCCUGUGUCUGUGUCCAGUGUUGUGCCUUUGACCUGUGUUGUGCACAGUUGUUCCCCCCUCUUAUCAGAAGGUGCCUCGCAUACCUUAAAAAAGCCAGGAGGCACCUAACCCGAGGUAAAAUGUAUGAUGCGGUCUUUAGUUUGGUUUCUGUCGUUAGUGUGUCCGUGAGAGGCGAGCCAAACAAUUCAUUACCCCCUGCAUUGUUUCAAGUUUUACUCUUUAACUACGAAAUGAAAAAGGUAAACAGCUGCUUCCUUUGUGCCAAUGCGUUUGAGUUAAAUCCACACACGAUCCUGUAAACUCCCAACUCUGCUGUCAACCCUUGUGGUUGGUUUGCAGAACCUGUGGCUGGGAGGGAAGCAGGGUAGUCCAGUCAAAGAGGGUUUUCCCUCCUCUGCUUUUAUCUUAGUAAAACUCCAGCAGUGCACUUGUUAUCAGAAAUCCAUCUGACUAGAGACUCCACGUUGUUUUGGCUUCACCUUUCCCUCUGGUUGCAUGCUGAAGCCACCUCCACAGAUCCCAUUUUUAGAUGUAUGUAAUCAAACUUUUAAAGCACUUACUGUACCUGUAAACCUUUGUGAACCCAGUUUGAUCUUAGCCUUGGUUGCAUAGUUCAGUGGUUCCCAACCUUUGGGGCGAGAGGAAGAACACAUUUUGACCUAUUGUUCCUUUUUUAUUAGUCAUGCUGUCGGUCCACCUCUUUGGUCCAAACUGAAAUGUACAGGGAUUCAUGGUCUCCAUAGGUUGAACCUGGACCUGAACUAACCCCAUCACUUUUAAUAUCACUUGUUAAUCUGCAGAUGUUACAGAGCUGACGCAGCCUUUCACGGGUGGCGUUUGCUGAAAACUCUUUUCUUGUGAAUUGUCAGAUGAUUUUACUUCUUCGGGGAUAAAGUGGAACAGUGGGAAAUAAAUCACUGUUUCCUUGAACUGGUCACACCUGGUGAAUAUAUGCAACUUGUGAUGAAGCCUUUGAUUCAAAGCCUAAAAGGUUGGGUACCACUGACGUAGCUGAACUUUGCAGUGCGGUUAUCGUAACAUUUGACUCGAGCAACCGUUUUUUUUUUUUUAAACGAGAAAAGAAAUUUUGAUUAAUAGACUUUACUUUCACCUGCACUCGUCAAAAGAUAAUGUGCAGUUUUAACAAAUCAGCAAAAAAAUUAUACUUAUACAUACAUACAUAUACAUAUAUAUAUGUAUGUAUGUUGUUUGGGCACGUGAAAACAUGAGAGCAUGCGUUGUUCUAGAGAUUAUGAUGUUGUGUACUGGAUUUUGUCCGACCUCUGUGGUAGUGCAAAGUGUAUGUGAUGCAUGGGGGGAGCAGAGGGACGGCAUGGCUCUGUGGUUCGUAGGUGUAGAUUUCUUGUGUGAAACAGUUGGUCUACAACAUAUUCUCUAUUCACAUGUUCCGUUCCUUUGUCGUUUUUUGUAUCUUUGACACGUAAACAGUAGAUAAAAGAAUAGCUAGCUUCGAAGACAAAUUAACCAAUCAGAUCGCACACACCCCCUUACCCCUCCGCCUUUCCCCCCCACCCACUUCCGUUUGUAUAGCAUUUACGUGACCCGCAGGUCAACACACAGAAAGAAAGAUUUCUUUUAAUUCAUGGGUCAUUUUGCCAGUUAAUCUGUAAACACCUGCAUGCGUUUGUGGGACAUGCACACUUGUACUCUCAUUUAGACGUACUGAAAAAUGUCACCUAUUUACACUUUUGUGUUCAUUUAUCAGCAGUAUUGAUGUCAAAUGUGAAUAUCGUCAGCGGAGACUGUGGAGAAACGUUCGGAAGCUGACAAAACAUUUUGUCCGAUUGUUUAUUUCACUCUUAUUUAUUUUGUAUUUUUUGAAUUUUGUCUACCAAUGUUGUUUCUUUACAUGUAACGAUUUUGACAGAACCCGGUCUGGUUUUUAAUCAUAAAAUGUGUCUGUGUUUUAAAAUGUGGUCGUUUGUCCCUUCUGUUCAGUGUGGGGUUAAAAUGAUGAAACAAGAUGAGCAGAGUGAAGGUCUUCCAUUGAGAAGUUUAAAUAAGGAUCAAUACACUCAAAUCUCCAAAAUAAAGA
Messenger RNA from Paralichthys olivaceus (Japanese flounder), 5996 nucleotides. RefSeq names its product potassium channel tetramerization domain containing 2 (gene kctd2). Gene Ontology annotation, molecular function: cullin family protein binding. Gene Ontology annotation, biological process: proteasome-mediated ubiquitin-dependent protein catabolic process; protein homooligomerization. The record is from RefSeq and is a predicted model, not a curated record. Lineage: Eukaryota; Metazoa; Chordata; Actinopteri; Pleuronectiformes; Paralichthyidae. Gene Ontology annotation, cellular component: Cul3-RING ubiquitin ligase complex; cytoplasm.